This is a messenger RNA of Owenia fusiformis, 1327 nucleotides long. Lineage: Eukaryota; Metazoa; Annelida; Polychaeta; Sabellida; Oweniidae. The record is from the annotation of a GenBank genome assembly.
AGGGUAUAAAUACCAAGCAGUUUUGGAAGAGAAAUCAGUUACAUUUCACAAUCUCAAAGAGUCAACAUUGAAUGCUAUUAUCACACACAAAUUUUUCAAUCAGUUAGUUUUAUAUAAGUCAGACAAGUUGAGUAUUGAAGAAGGCCGAAAAAUAAACUAGAGAACCAAUGAUGGAUAUGAAUAACAACAACAUGAUGCCAAUCCAGCAAAACACUACACAAGAAUUUAGGAGCGCAAUGAACAUUGAUACUGUCGAGGAAGGAUCAUCGCAACGUCCCCAAAUCGCCCAGGGGUCAACUGCUAGUUCUGGCCGCGUGGAUUCAGCAGCUGAAUCUCACACUUCGGACCGUGAUUCUCCUCUUGUAGAAUCAGAAACACAUUCGGGAGAGCAUCAACGUCUCAUGUCUGAGGAGGAACAGAAGCGCAAGGAGAGACGUAAUCUUGUUAAUUUCAGACACCGAGAUCUGACUCGAAGACACCGCGUCUUGUUUGACAAACUUCGUGUCCGUCUUCCAGUACGACCCAGCUGCUAUGUUACAAAGGAAAGAACUCUUGACAUGGCGCUAGACUAUAUCAACUACCUGGAAUCACUCCUAGGCAUCAACCAGCCAACACAACAACAAAUAGCAGCUCUCGCUCCUCCCCCAGGCAGGAGAAUGGACAAUGGACCAAGGCCCCUAUCUACUAGUGGCAUACCACAGACAGAACCCAAGCAUGAGGAAACCGUGGAAUCUAGGCCACUUUGCAGUAUGAUACCUGGGGCACAAAGACACGGGACUGGAGAAUUCAACCAGGGCUUCAUUGAUAUGUCCCGACAGAGAGGUCACAGCGAGGUGGCUCCCAGACGACAACUAUUCAAUGAUAGCGAUCAAUGGAGUAUGGGGCGUCCUCAAAGCACUUCAACCCCUGUCAGCCAGGCAGUAUUCCCUGGCCAAUCAUCUAUGUCACCAUUAGCUACAGCAAUCGACAAUAUCAUCACGAGACUAGAGUCAGGAUCAUCUGGUUACCGCAGCAACAGCCAUGGCAGUGUGGACAGUCGCCGCCUCGACUCUCAAUCAUCCCUUCCAUCUACAUGUGAUGACGAUGACGUGUUUGAGUACAGACCUAAUCACAUGGUAUGGCCAGAGAGGAGUGUGGGAAGCAACCAAGUUGAGGGUUUCGCCAGUUAUCCACCCAGGCAUCACUCCAGCUUAUAAGGUAAUUACUAUCUCACUCAUAUUGAGGAGCUAUCUAAAAAAGCCCAAACACUAGAACUGUACUUGUACAGAAAACUUUUUUUAUAACAUUUUUCAAAAUUCCUGUUGCAAAAUUUGAUUGAUAAUUUCAA